AGACGAGCCCCCAAACUACUAGUGCUCGAGCAGCCCAAGUCCACGUAUUGGUGCACACGACUAGUGAUCAAGGCGCUUGAUUUGUCCCCACCAGUUCUAGUAUAAAAGUCCACGAGUCCAUCAUUGGGGACAUCAUUUUGUCUGCAUCUGUUGGUUAUCAUAGCAUGGUACUAGCGCACAUCAUCAACCCCUUCUAUUUAGAUAUAUCCCAUAAAAGCGCCAUCAGUGCGCAUAUUUACGUUCUGUUCGACGACUUUAGGGAAGGAGCCUUUCCAAUUUAACUAGAACCAUUUAAUAAAUUUACAUUCCAUAAAGAUGUCGCAAAUUUCUAAAGUGCCGCAAAAAACUGCCGUGGUGAAUGAAAGCCCGCUGUACGUCAAGCUGCUGACCGCAGGCACAGCAGCAUGCGUAGCCGAUUUCAUCACUUUCCCGCUUGACACUGCCAAGGUCCGCCUGCAGGUUCAAGGCGAGGGACGUGCUCUGAUUUCUACUGCUCUGGCCACAAGCGGAGAGGCGGCCGUGGUGAUGCCAGGCGCAGCCGCAGGACCCCAGUACCGGGGUCUUGUUGGUACAAUCGUGACAAUGGCGCGCCAAGAAGGCGCCAGGAGUCUCUACAAUGGACUUUCCGCUGGUCUGCAGCGGCAGAUGUGCUUUGCCUCCGUUCGCUUGGGCCUCUAUGACACAACCAAAGCUUUUUACCAGCAGAUCUUGGAUGGAGGCAACCCGAAGGUCGCUGGCUCCAUUCACGUUGGAACCCGCAUUGCCGCUGGCUUCACCACGGGCGCCCUUGCCGUCCUGUUUGCCCAACCCACAGACGUGGUCAAAGUUAGAUUCCAGGCAGCCCAAAAGAACAGCGGUGCCAGAUACAAGAGCACGUUCCAGGCAUAUAAAACUAUCGCGCAAACGGAAGGCGCUCGCGGACUUUGGAAAGGAACUUUCCCAAACGUUGGUCGCAAUGCUAUCGUCAAUGUUUCCGAGAUCGUCUGCUACGACGUCAUAAAAGAAUCCAUAAUCACAAACAACCUCAUGACAGACAAUGUUCCAUGCCACUUUACCUCGGCUGUGAUUGCAGGAUUUUGCACAACUGUCUUCGCGUCCCCCGUGGAUGUCGUGAAAACUCGCUACAUGAAUUCAGCUCCAGGCACCUACAAAGGCGCCAUCGAUUGCGCCAUCCGCAUGUUUUCUCAAGAGGGAACCACUGCCUUUUACAAAGGAUUUACUCCCUCAUUCUACCGCUUGGUGAGCUGGAAUAUCGUUCUGUGGAUCACUUACGAGCAGUUCAAGAAAAUGAUCAGCAACUCUCGCCGCUCUGAUUGAGCCACAUUUCCGAGGAUUUCGCAAAAAUAUCUGACAUACAUGUUGUGCAUUAUUCUGUGUGAAGGUGAUACACACUACAUACCCUUAGACCUCAUAUUUAUACAUUUAUUUUAAAACAAUUUUACAAGGUAGAAAUGUACUUGGUCUCUCGCAUAAAAUAAAAUAUUUUGCUUAUAGUGUGCAUUCAUUUUGUAAAACAA
Messenger RNA from Cloeon dipterum, 1517 nucleotides. RefSeq names its product dicarboxylate carrier SLC25A8-like. The transcript has 9 exons. Gene Ontology annotation, molecular function: oxidative phosphorylation uncoupler activity. Gene Ontology annotation, biological process: mitochondrial transmembrane transport; response to cold; adaptive thermogenesis. The record is from RefSeq and is a predicted model, not a curated record. Bases 316 to 1317 code for a protein of 333 amino acids. NCBI's taxonomy places the organism in Eukaryota, Metazoa, Arthropoda, Insecta, Ephemeroptera, Baetidae.